AUGGAUGAGGACCCUGGAUAUCAAGAUGAGCUUUGCCUCUGGCUGGAUGAAGCUGUGUCCAAGACAGCGAAGCCCAGCAACUGGGAAGCUGACACCGUGCAGAGCUUUGAGCAUGACAUGCUAGGAAAGGCGGAGAUGGGCAACAAAUUGGGCAUCCGCAACUGCUUCACAAGCAUGUAUGAAGACCCUGUGAAGCUGUGGUUGAACAGCUUUGAACCUGCAACACUAUUUGGUGUGUUUGUCAUUACAGGCACUCCCGGCAUUGGGAAAUCCGUUUUUUUGGCUUAUGUGGCAAGUCGUUUGGCUGAAGAGGGCAUCAACAUCGUCAUCCAGCUGGGCAAAAGGUGGUGGUCGCGCAUUUCAGGGCAGACCAUCACGCACAAUGACACAUGGCCGGUCAAACUCCUUGACGACUCCAAAACUGUUCUAUUGGCAGACCCAGUUGGCGGUGAGAACUCGCAGCCUGUUGACCCUCGCAUGCGUGGUUGCACCAUUAUUUUCACUUCGCCACAGCAGAAGAACUACGACAGUGUUUGGAAACAGGCUGAAGGUCGUUCAAAGCGCUAUUUCAUGCCAAUUUGGUCAGAAGAGGAGGUGCUGAACCAUUGGAAAGCUGGGGGCAUACUGCAAAUUUGCAAGGAAGAGGCAGUCGUGAAGAUGGCAUAUUCCAUGCUUGGAGGGAGUGUGCGAUAUUUGGAGAAAUUGCUGGUGGCAGUAGCCGAGAAUAAGACCACUCUGGAAGAGGAAGCAAAGCAGAUGAUUCGCGACUGCGUCGUCAAGUGCACGUUUGAAGAGUUGUGUCAGGCUGCUGACAGUGGCGGUGCAGACAUGGAUGCACAGAACAACAGGAGCAAGAUGAGUCGGGUGCUACAUAUCCAUUCGGAUGCCAAAUUUCAGACGCCCAAUGUGAAGUUGAUUGAGUCCGAGGUUGUUCUCAACGUUUUGUGUGACCAACUGGCAGAGAAGCAACAGAAAGCUCUCCCUGACCUUAUCAAGGCAAGUUUGAAUAUCAGCCCUUUGGGCACACAGUGCGGUCGGCUAUUUCAGAUGCAUGUCGCCAAGGUUUGCAAAUCCAAGAAGGUGGAGCUUGUUUGCACUGCAUUGAAGACGAGUAAGGACAAGACAGAGCCAGCUGCAUUCAAAAUUGGCAUCCCGACGCAUCAGAAGAUGCUCAAGAAGUUGGGUGACCAGCCACCACCGAAGCCUUUGCCAGAAUUUGAUGAGAAUUGCUUGUAUUGUCCUGAAUCUGAGGCAUUUCCAGCCGCUGAUUUGUUCUUUGUUACAAAGGAGGGCAAGAACAUCACGCUUUGGCUACUGCAGGUCACGAAGGCGAAAAGUCACGACUGCAAGAUUGGUGCUUCUUACAAGCAGUUCAAAAACUAUUUCCAACUGAAUGGAGUCAAGACCAUCAACUGGGUUGUAGUCGCUCCUGAAGGUGACAUUGCAGAAGGGUAUGCAUUGAAGCAGAAGGUUGUCGGCACAUGGGAUGUUUCGGAGAAAUGCAAGUUCAACUUUGAGCAGCGCGACAUCCUGGAGAUUGUGAGUAGAGAGCCGGCGGCGCGGCUCGAGUACGAGCAGCUCAGGGAGACGAGGAAGAGGCCCAUUGAGGCUGAGGAUGGGUUCCAGAAACUGCCGGCGGACUGGCAGGCCAUCUACUGGGCUGCCCCGGAAUUCAACGCCAAGGCGGAUUUCGAGGAGUUCGCGGAGCGGCAGAAGCGCCUGAAGCGGCGGAAGGAGAAAGACUCUUCCGAGACAACGCGCUGGGAAGGCCGGCCCGGGGAGAGUUUGGAGCAGCAGAUAGCGAGGCUGCAGAGUGAGGUGACCCAGCUCCACAAGGAGGCCAAAGAGAAGCAGAAGGUCCAAGAGGAGUGGGCCAAGAAGGUGGCGGAGGCUCGUGCUCUCAGAAAAGAGGGCGAGGAUCUGUCCAGGCGGGUGCUUCAGGAGUUCGAGACGGCCAGCUACGACCAUGCGGUCGCCCGGGGCCAACUCAGGUCUUCGGACAUGUACUUCCAGUUCCUUACCCAGGACACGCAGGACAAUGGGAAGCUGCAGGUGUCCACUUUGGAGCGGUCCUGUGCGCUCAUGGACAAGACGAUGGACCUUCUCAAGGGUCACAUCCGGACACUGCACGAGGUGCAGCACGUGUCGGCCAGCUACGAGCUGGAGCCCACCCCGGGCUUGUCCCCCGGCCUCUCCCCGGGCCCAGGCCUGACGCCCUUGACGCCUCGCACCCCCAUGACCGCCGCGGUGAAGCUGCGGGCCCUCAAGGUGUGCUUUGACUCACCAGACCUUGCUUGUCGCAUGAACUUGGGCGGCUACGCGCGAAUCCCAUGCUUCGAAAGGCCCAGGAAGGAGAGGCCCGCGCCUCUGCCAGACGCCUUCUUCUCGAAGGAGGACAUCCCGGUUCACAACACCUUCAUUCAGUUCGACACCCCUGGUGUGGAAGAUGAGAAGUCCCUCGCCACAGCUCCCGCAUGGAUAGGCAACUCCCUGCAGAACUCCCUGCAGACGGGCCUGGUGCCCAACGCCAAGGCCAAAGAGGAGGCAGAGGCCGCGAGGCCGUUGCCGGCAGAUCUGCCGUCAGUAGGAUCUGCACAGCAUCACGAAGGCCUGUGCAAGCGCUGCUGCUUCUUUCCAAAAGGACGGUGCAACAACGGGCGGGACUGUGAGUUCUGCCACUUUGAGCACGAGAAGCGGAAGCGGAAGAAGAAAAAGAAGGGAGCGCUCAAGGGCAAGGAUUCGGACAGUGAGGAGGAGGACUCCGACGAUCCGAAGGACCCGGACGGGAAGGAGGGCGACAGGCCUUACGCCGGAGCGAGCCAAACCCCGGAGGCGUGGGCCAGCCAAAGCCACAUGCAGGCGAUGGGCCCGCCCACGCAGCCGCCCUUGCUCCCCCCCGGGCACGGGCACCCCGGGCACCCCGGGCACCCCGGGCACCCCGGGCACCGGCUCCCGGACGAGCCGCCGCACUUCCCGGAGCAGCUGCCGGCCAUGUCUCCUGCACAGCUGGACGCCUACUAUGCUGGCAUAAGCUCCUGCCCUCAGUUUUGCCAGUAG
Effrenium voratum is the source of this 3057-nucleotide messenger RNA. NCBI's taxonomy places the organism in Eukaryota, Dinophyceae, Suessiales, Symbiodiniaceae. The record is from the annotation of a GenBank genome assembly.